This is a messenger RNA of Trichomycterus rosablanca, 3009 nucleotides long. It is a transcript of the gene dipk1aa, whose product is annotated as divergent protein kinase domain 1Aa. The coding region runs from base 124 to 1416 and encodes 430 amino acids. The record is from RefSeq and is a predicted model, not a curated record. The transcript has 5 exons. Lineage: Eukaryota; Metazoa; Chordata; Actinopteri; Siluriformes; Trichomycteridae.
ACGCGGAUUAUUGAUGGAGAUUUGGAACACGUCCCAGUUGAAGUGCUGCUGCUCCAGAGGACGUGUGCAAUGCUUCUGGAUCUCUACACGUUCCAUAUCAUCCUGAAAUGACCUGGUUCUGCUAUGGCGAGAGGUCUGUUCACACGGGCCUGCAUGUGCAUGAACAAGUUCUACCACUUCCAGGUCCGGCUGUCGUACGUUCGGGUGAAGUACCUGUUCCUGACCUGGUUGGCUGUGUUCGUGGGGGGCUGGGUGGUGUACGUCCAGUACUCCUCCUAUACCGAGCUGUGCAGAGCCCACCAGUGCCACACCACCAUUUGUGAUAAGUACAGCUCGGGCGUGAUCGACGGCUCAGCCUGCAGCAGUCUGUGUGAUAAAGACUCGCUGUACUUCAGGAGAUGCCUCUCCACCAGCCCCAACAACCAGGUUUACACGGCGAGCUGGGGGGACGCGGACGCCGUGAUCAGGUGCCGCCUGGGUUACGUGCUGCACUAUGAGCUGGGAGAGGAGCUGGAGCCCCGAAAGGAGCCGGCGCUCUUCGACAAACCCACCAGGGGGACGUCCGUGGAGAAGUUCAAAGAGAUGGUCCACGGGCACCUGAAGGUGAAGGUGGGCGAGCAGGCCGACCUGAGCGGGUUGGUCUCUCUGAUCCUGACGUUUGCAGACUCCGACCACGACGGUCACGUGUCUCUGGCGGAGGCGCGGUCGGCCUGGGCUCUGCUUCAGCUGGACGAGGUCUUACUCAGCUUGGUCCUGAGGAACCGCGGGCACACGCCCAAGCUGCUGGGCUUCUGCGGGGACCUGUACGUGGUGGAGCGGGUCCCGUACACCCCGCUGUACGGUCUUAACCUCUCGACGUCCUCCCGGUCGUGGAUCCCGGGCGCGCUCGGCCGCGCCGUCGACCGUUUCCUCGCGCCGUCCUGGCCGCACAAGGCCAAGAUCGCCAUCGGACUGCUGGAGCUGGUGGAGGACGUCUUCCACGGCCAGUUCGGCUCCUUCCUGCUGUGCGACAUGAGCCCGGCGAGCUUCGGAUACACCGAGCGCUACGAGCUCCGCCUCCUGGACAGCCGCCACGCGGUACCCGAGGAGGCCUUCAGAAGCGCCAUGCGGGUACGGCCGUGCCGGCAGGACUCGGACUGCGUUUACAGCGGCGCCUGCGGGGCCACGUGCCGCCCGGCCGAGCGGCGCUGCGACCCCGAGCCCAGCCGACCCAACCUGGCGCGGGCGUGCAGCGCGCUGGAGGACUUCCUGCUGCAGGGGGCGGCGGCGGAGCUGCGGGGCGAGCUGGAGCGCCAGCUGAACGCCUGCACGCGGCUGAAGGGUUCCAGCCAGCAGAUGGAGAUGGAGCACUCGCUCAUGCUGAACAACCUGAAGAUGCUGCUGUGGAAGCAGAUCUCGCACACUAACGACUCCUAGCUGCGCUAAAGCACCACUGUGAACGGAACGCGGUACGAACCGAUUGGGAUUGAUUUUUUCGGUGGGAUUAAAGCCGGCCUGCAAUCUGAUGUAAGUCUUAAAUCGUAUUAGGGGUGAAACUACAUAGAGAUACGGGAAGCUAACAGUACUUUAUAAUCCUGGUGAGCCCGAGACCCAACCAGAAUUCGGUUGGGGUGCUGAUUUAAGCCUCUUUAGUUCAUUUACUACAGUCGAGCUGUAAAAACACUAUAGUUUUGAACAUUUAUAUAUUUAUUCAUCCUGGUCAGGGUCGCAGUGGGUCCGAUCCGAUGGGUGAUGGACCGGCGACCCUUCCGAGGGGCACAUCACGGGACACAAACACACUCGCAUUUGGGGUUAUUUCGAGUAGCUCUAGUUGGCAGGACCGCAUGUCUUUGAACUCAUGGGAGGAAACCGGAGCACCCGGAGGAAACCCACAGGGAGAACAUGCGAACUCCACACAGAAAGAACCCUGUCUGUCCGUCUGGGGAAUCGAACCCCUGCCCUUUUUCCAGAUACAGUGUUUUGCUCUAGCAGGACCACGUCAGAUGCAGAUGCUGUUUGUGUCUUUCAUACAUUUUAUUGAUCCUGGUCAGGGUCGCGGUGGGAGCAUUAAACACCUUGGACAGGUCACCAGUCCAUUAAAAGCUCAUUUUUAGCAGCUUCACUCGGCCAGACUGCAUGUCUUUGCACUUGUGGGUGGAAACCGGAGCACCCGGAGGAAACCCACAUGGAGAACAUGCAAACUCCAUAAGAAAGGACCCUGCCUGUCCAGCUGAAGAAUCAAACCCCUCCCUAACGUCAGGUGUCCAGAUAGUGUUCUUUUUCUAGCAGGAGAGUUUAGUCUUUAUUUUAAAUAGUGCCAAACGUGUUCUAUCUGAUGGUUGUAUUAUUAACGCCUCUUUCGUUCUCACGAUGGGGAGAAAUGAAGAAUUUAGUAUCAUUUGCUGACUGUAGAAAACUGAAGGAUUUUCUUCACAACUGUGAUCGUACGUCGUUCUCUCACUCACCCCAGAGCCUCGGUUUGCAUGCUGUCAUGAAAUGGGAUUAUUUUACAUAUAUUGGGGGGUAAAGGGAACAUUUUAAGUGUUUGUAUGAACAUUUCUGCUGAUACCGAAACCUCUGGUGGCUGCUGGACGUUUGUACCAUUUUCACCAAGCGUUUUUGUAUUUCUCAAACUGACGAUCAGAUUUACAUCCCUCGCUGUAAGUCACCGCUGCUGGUUUAAAAAAAAAAAAAAAAAAAAAAAAAAAAAAAAAAGAGUCUAUUUUAAAAGAAAUGCAUGACUUUGCACAUUAAAUAAUAUUUUCUGGUGCCUGGUUGUGGUUCUUUGUCUCUGUAAUAAAGAUUUCAUUCUGGUCUUGAAGAUACAGCUCACUGCCUAGGACAGGGGCACCAAAAAAAAAACAAAGCCGGAGUUCAUAGCUGAGACAUUCAGUCGGCCUUCAGAAUUCAAUGCAAGGAUUAAAGGUGUAAAGAGCAUCAAGCCGGGACCCCUGAACAGGAUUUUCUUCAGGGGAGAGUUAACGCAGGUUUUUCAAACAAGCGAGCCACAUUUUGUCCAUGAUUUUUACC